Molecule: messenger RNA, 933 nt
Organism: Mercenaria mercenaria
Lineage: Eukaryota; Metazoa; Mollusca; Bivalvia; Venerida; Veneridae
Exons: 2
Coding region: 1-933 (310 amino acids)
Source: RefSeq, a predicted model, not a curated record
AUGCCACGUGGCAGAGCUAGAAGAAGGGCUAGACAGGAGCCCGCCGGGAGGCAGGAACACGCCGGCAACAUCAGACGCCAACCGGCCAGAAACGCUAGACAACAACCAGAGGAGGAUGUUAGAGAAGAACCCGCCGGCAAUGUCAGACGCCAUCACGCCGGAAACGAGGAACCCGCAGGCAACGCAAGGCGACAACCCGCCAGAAAUGUUAGACAAGGGCCAGUCAGGGAGGUCAUGCAAGACCCUGCCGACGACGCGAGGCGCCAAGCGGAUGCAAGAGACGAACCCGUUGACCAGAGAAACGGUGACAGGGGCCGGAAACGAACGGCGGACGAGUUGGAAGACUUAGUAGAGGACAGAAUGUUGCAAGAUAAUGCCGAUGUUUGGAUUGUUGGUGAUUCAAUCCCGUAUUGGGCGGGGACACAUGCUACAGCCACUGGAAAACCUAACUUAAACAUAGAGGGAGUGUCAGUUGCAUGGUGGGGUAAGAGAGGUAUGGGUUGGAGCGGAUUUAGACAACACAUAGAGACACAGGUUCUUCUGUCUUCACCGCCCAGAAUAAUCAUCAUCAGUCUAGAUGGUAACGAUUUACUCCAAUUCAAAACCCCAGAUAUUGGAAAUCUCAUACGGCAAGAGAUAGUUUACCUUAGAGACGCCUUUCCGCAGACAAUGAUUAUAUGGUUAGAUAUUCUGCCAAGACAGGUCUGGCCGGGGUCAAGAGGGGGAUACAUUCCUAUCGAAACUAAACGCAAACGAUUGAACAGAAUCGGUCGUAAAAUUGUAUUAGAGUCGGGAAGGGCAGACAUAAUUUCAACAGAUAUUGACGCAGAAACAGCCUUUUAUCGUCCCGACGGAGUUCAUUUAAAUCUAGUUGGCCUUGAAUUUUAUUUAGACUUCGUUAAAGAUGCCAUUCUGAGAAACAUACCUGAAUAA